AUGACCAUAUUCUUCCGUUCUGCUAAAGUCUCAGCCGCGAAGUUUAGACUAUAUUCGACUACCUCCAAUCGACCUCUCGCUUUCGCUUUCGACAUCGAUGGAGUAUUGAAGCAUGGUAGAUUUAUCAUUCCAGAAGCAAAGAAAGCUUUACAAAAGCUCGAUGCACUCAACGUUCCCUACAUAUUCAUUACAAAUGGCGGUGGAACUAUGGAGAACGAAAGAGCGAAAGCUAUCUCAAAAGACUUUCAAAUUAACGUUGACGAGUCACAAAUGGUACUCUCACACACAGUAAUGAAACCUCUAGCUCAACGUUUACGUGAUAAAAACGUUCUCGUUGUCGGUGGUGACGAGCAUGGCCAAAAGUGCCGUGAAAUUGCUGAAUCCUACGGUUUUAAGAAUGUCUACGUUCCUACUGACAUACUGUGCUGGAAUAAGUUCAUCUAUCCAUUUGCUUCUCCACCUGCACCACACGAUGGUCUUCCUCAGUCGCAUACUUAUCGCCAAAAGCAUGUAGAUUUCGCUAACGUACCAUUCUCUGCUGUAAUGUUGUUCAAAGAUAGUGCGAAUCAUGGAUUAGAUAUGCAGAUAAUUUGUGACCUGAUUCGUAGCAAAGAUGGCUUGAUUGGUACGGAAAGUGAUAAUGGCAAGCAAGGUGUGGAGCUGCAUUUCUCCAACCCUGAUCUCAUUUGGACUACCGAGUAUCCUCAGCCUAGACAUGGUCAAGGAAUGUUCAUAGAAGCUAUAAAAAUGGUUCAUAAUAUAAGAAGCCCUGAUAUCGAUCUUCAAUAUAAGCAGUACGGGAAACCGUAUGCGGUAACUUAUGAAUACGCGGAUAACCUGCUUCAACAGCUCAUAAAAAAGAAAAGUAACUCAACAGAGAAUCCAAUGGUAGUUAUGGUCGGUGAUAAUCCUGAUUCUGAUAUUCAGGGUGCUAACAAUUUCGGCUGGCAAUCGGCAUUAGUUAGGACGGGUGUGUAUAAACACGGUAUCCCAAAGCAUGAGCCUAGUGUAAUUGUAGAUAACGUACUCAAAGCUGUUGAAUGGGCAAUUGAACAGCGUUGA
Wallemia ichthyophaga EXF-994 is the source of this 1062-nucleotide messenger RNA. RefSeq lists its product as uncharacterized. Gene Ontology annotation, biological process: glycerophospholipid biosynthetic process. The transcript is spliced from 4 exons. Gene Ontology annotation, cellular component: mitochondrion. The record is from RefSeq and is a predicted model, not a curated record. NCBI's taxonomy places the organism in Eukaryota, Fungi, Basidiomycota, Wallemiomycetes, Wallemiales, Wallemiaceae. The coding region runs from base 1 to 1062 and encodes 353 amino acids.